AUGCAACAGCGGUUGCAAGCUCUAGAGAGAAUAGACAAAGGUGAAUCGGUCCAAAGUAUUUGUACAGAUUUGGGGGUUGGUAAAAGCACCGUGAAUGACUGGCGUCGAAACCGAAAAUCGAUCGAGGAUUUUUGUACGCAGAUUGAAUCGGAAAAAGCUCUUUCAUCACGUUGCACUUUAAAAAAACCUAAAAAUGAAUUGGUGAACGAUGCUCUUUGGGUGUGGUUUAUGCAGGAACGAAGAAGGGGAACGCCGAUCAGUGGCCCUAUCUUAAAGGAGAAGGCGGUUAUCUUACAUGGGAAACUUGGUGAGGAGGGGGAAUUUGUCGCAAGUGAGGGAUGGCUUUCCCGUUGGAAAAAAAGACACGGGGUACAUUUUCUUGGGGUGUGUGGCGAAAAGCUGUCGGCAGACCCUGCUGGUGCAGCUGAGUUUACAAAGAAAUUUGAGCAAAUUAUUGCUGAGAAUAACCUAAGCCCGGAACAGGUUUAUAAUAUCGAUGAAACAGGGCUGUACUAUAAACUCUUGCCACGGAAAACAUUUGCUGCAGCAACAGAAAUGUCUGCCCCUGGGUUUAAGGUCAGUAAAGAUAGGAUCACAGUGGCACUUUGCUCCAAUGCUUCAGGUACGCAUAAAUUGCCCCUUUUUGUAAUCGGAAAAUCAGCAAAACCGAGAGCAUUCAAAAACUUGGACGUAUCAAAACUACCAGUGUACUACCGGGCUCAGAAGUCUGCUUGGAUGGACUCGUAUUUGUUUAAAGAGUGGUUUAUUAGUGAGUUCGUGCCUAAAGUAAAAAGUCGUUUGAUGAGUUUAAAACUCCCUGUAAACGCACUUCUUGUUCUUGACAAUGCGCCUACCCAUCCGGAUGAGUUAGAAUGUGAUGGCGAGUCUGGAAUAAAACUGUACUACCUGCCCCCCAACGUAACAAGCCUCCAACAGCCAAUGGACCAAGGGGUAGUAGAGUGUUUCAAGAGAAAGUAUCGUCGAAAGCUUCUUUCAGAAGUUUUGUACAAACUGGAUAGCGACGAAAACACCGAUCUCAUCAAGGUUUUAAAGACAAUCAACAUGAAGGACGUGAUUUUCAUGGUAGCGAAGGCCUAUGACGAAGUACAACCUUCAACAUUAGUUAAGUCGUGGAGAAAGGUAUGGCCGAAUGUUGAAGAAGUUGUUGCAAGUGAAGGCAAUGUUGUUGAUGUGCACAGCCUUGAAAGUGAAGCAGACGACCAAGCUUACAUCCUAAAUAAUUUACAGCAAUUGCCUCACAGUGAAAAUGUUGAGCUUGAAGAUGUUUUGGAGUGGGUAUCUGUUGAAAAGGAGGUGGACAAUGAAAUUUUGAACGACGAAGAAAUCGCUCAAUCAGUUUUACAGCGUCAAGAAACCCAAGAAGGAGAAGAAGAAGAAGGUGGCGACCGUGAUGAGGACGACGAGUGUAAAAUGAGUCACGCAGAGGGAAUGGCAGCCCUGCAACUGGCUACAACCUACAUCGAACAGCAGACGAGUUCUACAGCAGUUGACUUAAUGCUUUUUAGAAAAUGGCGUGACUAUGCUAGAAAGAAAUCAACUGAAGAAAAGGUACAGCGAAAAAUUACUGAUUUCUUUUAA
Macrosteles quadrilineatus (aster leafhopper) is the source of this 1599-nucleotide messenger RNA. RefSeq names its product jerky protein homolog-like. NCBI's taxonomy places the organism in Eukaryota, Metazoa, Arthropoda, Insecta, Hemiptera, Cicadellidae. The transcript has a single exon. Bases 1 to 1599 code for a protein of 532 amino acids. Gene Ontology annotation, cellular component: nucleus. Gene Ontology annotation, molecular function: DNA binding. The record is from RefSeq and is a predicted model, not a curated record.